This is a messenger RNA of Monodelphis domestica (gray short-tailed opossum), 8108 nucleotides long. RefSeq names its product TBC1 domain family member 2 (gene TBC1D2). The record is from RefSeq and is a predicted model, not a curated record. Gene Ontology annotation, molecular function: small GTPase binding; GTPase activator activity. Gene Ontology annotation, biological process: regulation of GTPase activity. Lineage: Eukaryota; Metazoa; Chordata; Mammalia; Didelphimorphia; Didelphidae.
CGGAGCCUGCAGGGGGCGGAUCGGUCGGUGGAGCCCUAAGUUCCAGUGAGCUUCUGGUUAGGGUUGAGGUUGGUAGGUCUCCUUGUUGCGGCGUGUCCCAGACGUCCCUCGCCUGUCCCGCUCCGCCCUCAGGCCCAGUCGACCUCAGGUUACCCUACAACCUACCCAGAACGACGGGGUACGCUCGGAGCACUUCGACCGCCUGGUAUCGGAGGAAGCCCCGCGUGCACACCGCCACGCACCCGGCGGCCGGCAGUGAAUGAAACCGGGCUCUCCGGGCGGCCCUUGGCUUCCCCUUGCCCCGGGAGCGGAGACCGCGCCCCCUUCUACAUUAACUCUUGAGAUGGAGACUCCAAGGGAGUCCGGUUGGCCAGCCCCAGAUGAGGCUCCCCUCGAGCCUGUGAGUGGGAAUGACCCCUGCCCCGUGUCCGAGAAAGGUGCGGCGACUCCGGAGGACCCGGAGGCUGCGCUGUACAAGUCUGGCAAAGAAGUCAUGGGAGAGAACACCAAGCUCUGCGGGUAUUUGCUUAAAUUCGGAGGCAAGGGACCCAUCAAAGGCUGGAAAUCACGCUGGUUUUUUUAUGAUGAGAGAAAGUGCCACUUGUAUUACUCCAGGACUGCCCAGGAUGUUAAUCCCCUGGGGAGUAUAGACCUUUCCUGUGUUACCUUUGAUUGUAAAGUGGAAGCAGAGGAGGGGACUUUUGAGAUCAAAACUCCUAGUCGAGUUAUUACCCUAAAGGCGGUCAACAAACAAACCAUGAUGUACUGGUUGCAGCAGCUUCAGUUGAAGCGUUGGAAGUUUUACAACAGUCAGCCUGGAAUCCUGGUCUCUGGAGUCACCAAUGAAACUUCACCUGGAAAUGCCUCUCCCCUGCAUAUCACACUCGAUCUAGACAAUACAGAAACUGAUGAAUUUUUCUGCCCUGUGAAAACACCAACUGGACUAGUAGGCAUAGCAGCUGCUUCUCAACCUAUUCCAGAGAUGCCCUCUACCCUCCAGAAUAUUUCCCUCAAACACCUAGGAACUGAAAUACAGAACACAAUGCAUAUCAUCUGUAGCAACAGGCAGUCCAGAGGAAAUGGCCAUGUUUCCCAAGGGGAUGAAUCCCAGAAAUUUGAAGAGAAUCAGAAUGAGGAACAGCACCUACAAGCAGAUCCAGGACUCACUGGGAAAGAGACAGAAGAGUAUUCAAGAUCUACACAGAAGUCAGGUCUGACAGCAAAUUUUAUUCAAAAAGCCAAAAAGCAGAACAGUAGCUUCCCUAUCUUUGCUGAAGGUCUACGUGAAAAAAGUUUUCAGGAUAAAGUUGGGGUCCUUGAGCAACAGGUUAUGAUGCUUUCAGAGGAAUUAAAGUCUCAGAAGGAACUUGUGAAGAUUCUCCAUAAAGCCCUUGAAGCAGCCCAACAGGAAAAACGGACAUGUAGCACAUACCUCACAGCCACUGAAGAUAAAGAUCGCCUAGAGCUGGUUCGGCACAAGGUGAGACAAAUUGCUGAACUGGGAAAACGUGUGGAAAGCCUACAACAAGACAAGAAGGCCCUUGAGCAGACACUGGGCCUGAGAGAGGAGCACAUUAAGGAACUAGAACAGCAUGUGCAACUGUUAAUGGACAAGAACCACGCCAAGCAGCAGGUCAUCUUCAAGCUCACAGAAAAAGUUACCAAGGAUUUCAUAGACCCACCAACGUCAGCAGAUGGGCUUGAGUCUGGCACCUUCCUGAAUCCUUAUGAAAAGAUUGAGCAUUUGAAGGAUGACAUAGAAGCCUAUAGAACCCAGAACCGAUUCCUAAACUCUGAAAUACACCAGGUCACAAAGAUUUGGAGAAAUGCUGCUGAGAAAGAGAAAGUCCUUUUGAUGAAGUGUGCUUAUCUUCAAGCAAAGAAUUGCCAAAUUGAAAGCAAAUACCUCACUGUGUUGCGAAAACUACAAGACACGUUACCCAUAGAUGACAGCGAAUAUGGGGAGAUGUUAAAAAAACUGAUUCAUGAAGCUCUUCAGUGGGACGUAAAGGAGGGAGCAACAGACUCCAUGAAAUUCAAUCCUGUCAGUGAAUAUGACGACUACGGAUUCAUGACUGUCCCUGAUUAUGAAGUUGAGGACUUAAAACUUCUGGCAAAAAUCCAAGCUCUAGAAAUAAGAUCUAAUAAUCUCUUAAACCAUGAGGCAGUAGAGAAACCACUCCGUGAGAAAUGGAAUAGUAUUGGGGAACUCAUGCCUUCUGCAGACCUGAAGCAUCUGAUCCGGAGUGGCAUCCCCCCUGAGCACCGCCAGCGGGUCUGGAAGUGGAUGAUAAGCCUCCGAGUCAAACCUAUCCAAGCACCCAAUCAUUAUGACUCUCUGCUCAGAAAAUGUGAAACCAUGGAGCACCCAGCCUUUCGGCAGAUUGAGCUAGACUUAAAUCGAACCUUAACUAACAAUAAGCACUUUACAAACCCCACUUCUAAAUUUAUCUCCAAACUCCGAAGAGUAUUACUUGCAUUCUCCUGGCAGAACCCUACCAUCGGCUAUUGUCAAGGGCUAAACAGGCUGGCAGCCAUUGCUCUGUUGAUCCUAGAAGAGGAAGAAAGCGCUUUCUGGUGCCUAGUUUGUAUUGUUGAGACCAUAAUGCCAGCAGAUUACUAUAGUAAAACUUUAAUUGCAUCUCAGGUAGAUCAACGGGUUCUCCAAGACUUUUUAUCAGAGAAGCUUCCCAGGUUGAUGGCCCACUUGGGGCAGCAUAAAAUCGACCUGUCACUGAUCACCUUCAACUGGUUCCUUGUGAUUUUUGUGGACAACCUUAUCAGUGACAUAUUGCUCAGAGUCUGGGAUGCCUUCCUGUAUGAAGGAAUUAAGGUGAUAUUCCGAUAUGCCCUUGCUAUAUUUAAGUACAAUGAAGAAGCAAUACUAAGGAUUCAUGACAGUCUUGAGAUCUACCAGUAUCUUCGAUUCUUCACCAAAACAAUAUGCAAUGGCCGUAAACUGAUGAAUAUUGCCUUCAAUGAUAUGAACCCCUUUCCCAUGAAGCAACUGAGAAACCGGCGGGCUGUGCACAGGGAAAAGCUAGAGACUGAACUUGGAGAGCUAGAACACAUCAAAGCAGAAUUCCUGAAAGAGAGAGCCAGGCAGGAAAGCAAGUUACUAGAAGGUUGCAUGAGUGAGGAUGAAGAAGAGACUUAACAGAACACAUCCUCUGCCAGGGCAGUUUGGGUUUUGUCAAGUUGUUUUGGUUUUUAUUUUUUUAUAUCUCAAAGCUCUUUAUGAUUUUCUAAUCAAAAAAGAGUUAGCAGAGCCAGAGGAGGGAUGAAAAUUCUGGGGGAAUUUCUGAAAAGAUUCUCCCAGCCACAUUGCCUAACCCUGUUUGCUGUAGCCCUCAGGGCAUUUGUACUGACCUAGAAGUGUUCUCUUUUUUCUCAGUCUUACCUAUUUUAUCCUUCUCUGCUAGUUGGAUCUCUCCAUUCUCCUCUCCACUCCUUAGAGCUUCUGAAAAGGUAAACCCAUGGGCAAUGUGAUCAAAAUCAAAUAGGAGUUCUUAGAAUUAUAGAUUUAUUGCUGGAAUGGUCCUUAGUGAGAACAUCUGGCCACUUUUUAUAUAGAUGAACAAGCUGAAAUCCAGAGAGGUUAACCAGCUUGCCCCCGCAUCACACAAGCCAUAAGCAACAAAUAUGAAAUUUGACUUAAAAUUCGGUGCUUUUUCCAUUGAAUUCAGAUCCAACACUGUCACUUUUAUGUGUCUCUGAGCAAGUCCCUCAGCCUCCCUCAGCCUCAGUUUCUUCAAUAGUAAAUAAUAGCAGCUACCUUCCAAGGUUGUGAGGAUUAAAUGAAAUAUUUGUAAAGCACUUUACAAGCCUUAAAAUGCUAUAUAAAUAAAUGCUAGCUAUUAUUGUUGGGCCUUGCUCUGGGCUUUGAUGGGUAAUUGUUGUUUUAAACUAAUAGAACUUCUUUUGUCAUCCAGUAAAACAUGUUUCCUAGCCCCAUCUCCCUAUACCUACUCAAAACUCAGCAGAGAUCUAAGGGAAUGCCACCUUAUUGAAGCCCUCUCCUCUGUUCCAGUCCCACUUCUUACAAGUGAUUCAGACCUUAAAGGAGACAAUGGGUGCUAUGCCAGGUAAAGCAAUCCCAUGUCAUCCCAUCCCUUCUUUAGCCAUGAGUUUACAUAUAAUGUUACAUGAAAGGAUUUUAUCCUUAUGAAAAGCUGGUCAUAGAUAAAGCAUUUAUGGAGUGCUUACAUUGUUUCAGGCACCUACAUGUUCCCUGUAGGCUAUCUGUUUUGAUUUCUCCAAUUUAAAAGUUUCAACUAAUAUUUUAAUGAUCCCUUACCUUCUUAAAAACUGACUCUUCUUUGGAGAGGAGAAACACGAGCAAAUUUGCAGUUACAUGUGUAAUAGAGAUGCAUACAUAGCUCUUACACAUAGCUCACCAGGAUGAUUCCAGUUGAUAAAAUACACUUCAACAUGCUCUACUUCAGUUUUCCUUUUUCUUUGCCCAGGAUAGGUUACUGUGAAACUGUUGGCUAGGAUAUGUUUUCUGCUCCCUUCAAGUUGUAUCAAAAUCAGUCAUUUAUUCACACUGAUGAUCUGAAUUCAGAGUCUUGUGGCCAAAAUCUCUUCAUCUAGUUCAUACUCUUCCUCUCAGUCUUGUAUCCUAUAGAAGGAAUUGUUACAGUUCAUUCUAGCCUGAGUCUAAGCCAUUGAUCCUAGGAGCCAGGGAAAUUGUCUUCUUUGUUAAGUAUUUUCUUAGAUUGGAAGGGAAGUAAGAUAUGGUGUUGAGGGAGACAAGGGAUUACCACCACAUUAUCAGAACCAAGAAAGUAUUGUUUUCUGUAGUCCUUCUUCCAGACUGGCUUCUCACUCUUGGCUGUUCUGUAAUUCCCACUUCACAGAGUGCCCCUGAGCAUCUUCUGUUGCCUGGGAGCUUCUAGGCAGAAUUAAACUCUUCAUAAACUGACACUAGUGAUUCAUUAAGAAAGCCCCUCCUCUGUCUUCACUGGCCUGUUGCUCUCAUGAUACUGUAAUAAAUGAAGGUAUUGAAGAGGAUUGAAAGAGACACAGGGGAUAAGGAAGGGUUUUGUAACAGGGAAUAGAGAAAUUGAAGGGACAGAAGGAAUAUGGCUUCUGGUGAGGUAAAAGGAGAGGUACCCCCAGCUGAGAGACUGUCUUGUGAAAUUUCCUCUCUUCUCUCAACCCACAAGAAAAGUACCCCCUGGGUAAGGUUAGGUUAAGGAUGACAGGACCAGUGUUUUGAGUGACUUCUGGGAAAUAGUGGAGUUUACUCCUCAAGGCUUGACUAGUAGUAUCCUAGAGGGUCAGAAAUCAAUCUAGAACUAUUUGAGUAAAAGAAAGGUAAGAUGGAAGAAGGCACUCCCUCCCCUCUCAGGCAGAGCUACACACUAGAAAGGGAGAGAUCUGACCAAGAUCCAGAGCUGAGAGGUAAGAGGUAAAGUUCCCCUUCCGUCUCUUGUUUCUGAUCUUACUCCCCUUGUGGAUGUUUAUCCUGAUCUCAACAACUAUUUGAUGUAAAGGAAGAUGUUUCUUUUUUCUUUCUUUGGUUUCAACUGUCAAUUGAAGCCCAAGCUCCACUAGGUAGCAACAACUAUUUAUUCUCUGUAAUAUAAGGAUAAUGGGGUUUUAUGGGUAGAGAGUGUAAUAUUUAUUAUGAAAAAGGGGUGGGAUUGAAGAACAGUGGAUACAGAAGAUUUUGUAGUAGGGAAUGGAGGAGUUGAAGGGAGAGAGGGAAUAUGACUGCCAGUGAGGUAAAAGGAGGGAGACGCCCCCUGCCAAGAGGCUAUUUUUGAAAAAUGGGGUUCCUGAGGAAUUGGCCAGUUAUGAUACGCUGAAGGGACAUCUUCUCUAUAGAUUGUUGUUGCAGAUACCCCAGAGCAGGUAAGCACAGACCCUCCUGAGGGACAAACCUCCCCCCAAACCAAGGUUGCCCAGCAGGGGUCAAUAAGGACCAUUUAUAGUCCUUUAUUAUUAAUUAUAGGCUGUCCUGAGGCUCAGUUCCCUCUAUGUCCACUGAAAUGUUAGUCCUCUUCUCUGACUGUGAUAUUCAAAUAACAUUAAAUUUUAAUAACAAGUUUGGAUUGGGGAGGUAUCAGGGAAGAGGGAUUUCCCUAGAUGAGAUUUGAGUCUCAGCUUUUGAACUGAGGCCAGGCCUCACAGGCUAGUGGAGGGUUUCUUUUAUUCCUGUCUAUGCUAAUCUGUGCUAGUUUCCUUAGGUUCAAAGUCUUAGCAGUAGACAGCAAGAGGAAGAAAACUUCUGACCUUCAGAGCUGGUUAGGCCUAUCUCUUUAGGCUGAUGCCCUAAAGACUGGCCUUACAGUCCAAACUGAUUCCCUUAAGUUCUUUUGUCCGAUGAACAUGAUUACAGGGAUCCAAGUAGAGCACACUGUUGGGAAAUUCAGGAAUAGAGGCACUUCUAUCCAGAGACAGGGAGAGAGCCCCCUUCUAGUUCCCAGGUCAGGAAGGAAGGAAGAGUCACAAGACCAACUGCCACUGCCCAGUUGCCCCUUCCCCCACCAACUGUCAGUCUUGUCAAUAUCUUCUCUCUAACACUCCCACUACUAUUUGUUCCAAAUCAGUGGUAGAAAGUCCAGAAUUUGCCUUGGUUUUCCUUUCCACAAGGGAAAAACAGGAAAUCCCUAACUAAUAUCUUAAAUUCCCCCCUCAAAGAUUUAUGGCUCAGGUCUGGGGACCUGAGUCCUUGGAGAGAUGUAGAGUCAGGCAGUUGGCUUCCUGAUUUAGAGGGAUAUCAAUUAUAGAAUAUGCCAAUUGUAACUCUUCUUGAGUGGAUAGUCUCUUCUAUUCCCAACAGGGAAAGAGUCUCUAUUCACUAUUGAAAUGGAUAGGGCUGUGCCCUGAUCCACUUCAGAGAUAUGAAGGACCUCAACAGGUUGAACUCAGAUGAUGCUCUUCCUCCUCCUUGUCAGAAGAGAAAGAAGCAAGAUUCAAACUGUCGAGCUGCUUUUCCAGCUACAGUUCUAGCCCAUUCCCUGCUGGCAAGCAGCAUUCCAUCAUCUUCCUUCAUGGUGUUUUUGUAAUCAAGUCUUUGCAAUGAAAUCUGUAAUCCUCUCUUCCACAGUAGUUGAACCCCAGAAGUCCCCCUCAUCUGGCAGGCAGACUGUCACUGUUGGCUUGCAUUGUUUAGCCUAAGCUAAUGGCUAGCUUAGCCACCAGCCUCUCUUUCUUUGUUCUCCUUCCAAUAUGAAUCUGACUGCCAUCUCCUAUUUUUAUAGUAGUUUAAUAAUUAUAGUAAAUCAAGAAAGGGGAUAGGUAUGUGGGAAUAGGAGACCCUUGCUUCUUCUUCAGCUGAGGCAAUCUGACUCAGCUUCAGCUUAUCUAUCUUCUUCUUAGCUUGUCACUAUAUCUUACUAAAUUAAAGGCAAGUGGCCUUCUUGGGAGAGGUCAAGGGAUGAAAAGGAUCUUCAGGGUGACUCCCUGAAGUUAAGGGAUCAAUCCCUUUAAACAGCUUACUUUUGUCUUUUUCUUCCUCUAUUGGAUGCUCUCACACAUACAGGAAUCUUCUUCUUCUCCAGGGAAAAGGAAUGGAUGCAAGGUUUUCCCCAAGGGGAAUAUAGAGCUCCUGGUCUAUGUUCCACACUCAGCCGAGUUCAGAGGGCAAAGACUCUUUCAGUUAGCAUUUUCUCCCACAAUCCUCUUCUCUUACUCUGUCACUCCCCCUCUCAUCACAUUCCAACCACUGUCUGCUCCACCUCAGUGGGCAGAAAUGCAAAAGCUUGAUUCACAGUUUUCCUUUCCACACUACUUGAGAGCAUCCUGGGACAUGGGGUGUCUGCUUUAGAAGUCAUAGCAGACUCUGACCAGACACCUUUGUGAGUAACAUGCUACAAUGGAAAAGUUUACUCAACUAGGCAAGAGACCUUGAGGAGAUCCCUUCACCUCGGAGCCUUAGAUUUGUUAAAUGUUCUGUUCAGUGGGUUUAAUAAUGCUAUCCUGUCUGCCUCAUAAGGUUAUUGUGAGGAACAGAUAAGAUGACAGAGGUUAAUUCUAAUUGUAUGUUGUGUGUUUACUAUGUAGCCAAGGGCCUGGAUACUUCAUUAAUGAUUUUGCUGGUAUUUUGCUCUUUUCAACAUGUCCGUUUCCAAAACAAAAAUUAAAGAAACUCAACCUGA